Meloidogyne enterolobii is the source of this 289-nucleotide messenger RNA. The record is from the annotation of a GenBank genome assembly. NCBI's taxonomy places the organism in Eukaryota, Metazoa, Nematoda, Chromadorea, Rhabditida, Meloidogynidae.
UUUCUCUGUUGGGCAGACUUCAAGCACUCCUGGAUCAACUCGGGCACCAAGGCCUCCAACUUAUUUCAACUUACCAAUGCCUCCACCUAUUCUUCCUCAAAACAUUCCCUUACCGCCUAUUCGACCAUCAACUUUUAAUGCUAUUAAUUUUGGUUCAGAAUUAAAUGUUCCUUUACUGCAGUUCGAGACAAGAAUGUGUACAAAAUGUAAUCACCCAAUCCCAGCUAUUUGGUUUGAUUCUCAUGUUAAAGCUUGCCAUCAAGGCAGAAAAAGAAAGUCGGAUAAAUAA